AUGAAUAAAUCAUUAUUUGCUAGCUUACUAAUUCUAUUAAUUAUUGGAUAAGUUUCAUGUGACACUUUGGAUGAUAUAAAAGAUAGUGCUAUUGUUUCUACUUUAGCUGCCGCUGGAAUUACAGUAGGAGCUAAGGUUGGUUUAAUGGCAGCGGGUUUUUCAUCAAUAGGUCCUGUAGCAGGAAGCCUUGCUGCAGCAAGUUAAGCAGGUGUUGGAAAUGUUGUUGCAGGAAGUAUUUUUUCUAUAGCACAAAGUGUGGCAAUGACAGGAGUAAUGAGUACAGUUUUACUACCUGCAUCUGUUAUUGGAAUUACUGCAGGAACAGCAUAUUACUUUUAUAAAAAAGAAUGA
This is a messenger RNA of Paramecium pentaurelia, 351 nucleotides long. The record is from the annotation of a GenBank genome assembly. NCBI's taxonomy places the organism in Eukaryota, Ciliophora, Oligohymenophorea, Peniculida, Parameciidae.